UUCUCUACUUGUUCUUCUUCUUCGUCUUAUCACUUCCACUGUAUCAGUAAACGACUCAGGCUCAUCGCCACAGUCCCAGCCAAAACUCACCACCGCAACAAAAUGGCGUCAUCUUCUCCGCCGGAAUCCAAGAAAAUCGCAGCUCCUUUCGGCUCCUGGAAGUCCCCGAUCACCGCCGAUGUUGUCUCCGGCGCCUCCAAGCGUCUCGGAGGCACCGCCGUCGAUUCCCGCGGCCGCCUCAUCUGGCUAGAGUCUCGUCCGUCGGAAUCCGGGCGAGCGGUUCUGGUGAGGGAACCGGAGAGACCGGAAGACGAACCGGUCGAUAUUACGCCGAAGGAUUAUGCGGUUCGAUCUCUGGCGCAGGAGUACGGCGGUGGCGCCUUCCGUGUUUCAGGAGAUACAGUUAUCUUCUCUAACUAUAAGGAUCAACGCCUUUACAAGCAGUCUUUAAGUUCCAAAGAUUCUUCACCAGUGCCGCUCACUCCGGACUAUGGUGGACCGGUUGUUAGUUAUGCUGAUGGGGUAUUUGAUGCACGUUUUAAUCGUUUUAUCACCGUCAGGGAAGAUUGUCGCGAAAGCAGCAUCAAUUCGAUUACAACAAUUGUCACGGUACGGCUAGAUGGAAAUGGCAUUCAGGAAUCAGAAACACUCGUAGGCGGAAGUGACUUCUAUGCUUUCCCGCGUUUGGAUCCCAAAGGAGAACGAUUCGCAUGGAUUGAAUGGUGCCAUCCUAACAUGCCAUGGGAUAGGUCUCAACUUUGGGUUGGGUAUAUAUCUGAGAAAGGAGACGUCACGAAACGAGUAUGUGUUUCUGGCUCUGAUCCUGCAAUCAAGGAGUCUCCAAUUGAACCCAAGUGGUCCUCAAAAGGGGAACUAUUUUUCAUUACUGACCGUAAAAGUGGGUUUUGGAAUCUCUAUAAAUGGGUUGAGUCUACUAAUGAAGUCAUAUCAGUUUAUUCUCUGGAUGCUGAAUUCUCCAAACCACUAUGGGUUUUUGGCUUCAAUUCUUAUGAAUUUAUUGAGAGCCAUGAACAAAAGAACCUAAUUGCUUGCAGCUAUAGGCAAAAUGGGAAAUCAUAUAUUGGAAUUGUGGAUGAUGUUCAGGGAUCAUUAUCUCUUCUUAAUAUUCCUUUCACGGAUAUUGAUAAUAUUACUUUGGGGAUCAAUUGCUUAUAUGUGGAAGGAGCAUCAGAAGUUCAUCCGUUGUCUGUUGCUAAGGUGACAUUAGAUGAUCAAAAAUCAAAAGCAGUUGAAUUCAAGAUUAUUUGGUCUUCUUCACCUGAUUGCUUAAAAUAUGAGUCCUACUUCAGCCUACCUGAAUUGAUUGAGUUCCCAACAGAAGUUCCUGGUCAAACUGCCUUUGCAUACUUUUAUCCUCCAACAAAUCCUAGCUACCAAGGCACUCAGGACGAAAAACCUCCACUAUUACUGAAAAGCCAUGGAGGUCCCACGGCUGAAGCACGUGGAGUUCUAAAUCUGAGUAUUCAGUACUGGACUAGUCGUGGUUGGGCAUUUGUUGAUGUUAACUAUGGUGGAAGCACAGGUUAUGGCAGAGAAUAUCGUGAAAGGCUGUUGAAGAAAUGGGGAAUUGUGGAUGUAAAUGAUUGUUGCAGCUGUGCUAGUUAUUUGGUGGAAUCUGGAAAGGUAGAUGGGAAACGGCUUUGUAUUACUGGGGGUUCUGCAGGUGGGUACACAACCUUAGCUGCUCUUGCAUUUCGAGACACCUUCAAGGCUGGAGCUUCCUUGUAUGGUGUAGCUGACUUAAACAUGUUGAGGGCAGAAACUCACAAAUUUGAAUCUCGUUAUCUGGAUAAUCUUGUUGGUAGUGACCAGGAUUACUUUGAUAGGUCACCAAUCAACUUUGUUGAUAAAUUUUCCUGCCCAAUAAUCUUAUUCCAAGGAUUGGAAGACAAGGUUGUACCCCCAGAUCAAGCUCGUACAAUUUACCGUGCUCUGAAGGAAAAGGGCUUGCCAGUUGCCCUGGUGGAGUAUGAAGGUGAACAACAUGGUUUCCGCAAGGCUGAGAACAUUAUAUUCACUCUGGAACAGCAAAUGGUUUUCUUUGCACGUUUAGUUGGACACUUUAAGGUUGCAGAUGAUAUUAGUCCAAUCAAGAUUGAUAACUUGGAUUGAGCAUUUGACAAGGAGGGUGCCUCAUUCUGGAAUCUUUCACUCUGAUUUUAUGCGAAGGACUAGAUUUGCAGGCUUAGGUUCGUAUACAAACAAUUUGCUAGUUUGUAGGGGUAAUUUUUUAGACAAGCCUGAACGUAUUGCCUACUGUGAAUGACUGCAUCCCUGUGCUGUGAGCGAUGUUUACCUUGAUUGAUACCUUCUGGAAAUGUGAAAGAGUGAAAGCAUUAUGUAACAUCUGAUGUCAACGUUGGUUUCUUCCAAAAUGAACUUUCGGGUUCAGUCAGUUUCUCCUGUAAUCGUGUACAGAAGUUGUGAUUAAGCAUCACAUUAGUUAGUCAAUAACACAGUUCCUGCUGUUAUAAA
This is a messenger RNA of Fragaria vesca subsp. vesca, 2496 nucleotides long. RefSeq lists its product as uncharacterized. The record is from RefSeq and is a predicted model, not a curated record. The coding region runs from base 103 to 2133 and encodes 676 amino acids. NCBI's taxonomy places the organism in Eukaryota, Viridiplantae, Streptophyta, Magnoliopsida, Rosales, Rosaceae. The transcript has 18 exons. Gene Ontology annotation, biological process: proteolysis. Gene Ontology annotation, molecular function: serine-type peptidase activity.